UUGUGUUAUAACCAUUAUGAACCCAGAAUACGACUACUUAUUCAAGUUGUUGUUGAUCGGCGAUUCAGGCGUGGGGAAAUCGUGUUUAUUGCUGAGGUUUGCUGACGACACUUAUACUGAAUCUUACAUUUCGACCAUCGGGGUUGACUUCAAGAUUCGCACCAUUGAACUUGAUGGAAAAACUAUAAAAUUGCAAAUUUGGGACACGGCUGGCCAGGAGCGAUUCAGAACGAUAACUUCAAGUUACUAUAGAGGAGCUCACGGCAUCAUAAUUGUAUACGAUGUAACGGAUCGUGAAAGCUUCAACAAUGUUAAACAUUGGGUACAAGAAAUUGACAAAUAUGCGACUGAGAAUGUCAGCAAGCUGUUGGUCGGCAACAAGAGUGACCUCACAUCAAAAAAGGUUGUUACCUACGAUGAGGGUAAGGAGUUGGCAGAUCAGCUCGGAAUUUCUUUUUUGGAAACUUCUGCGAAAAACUCGCACAACGUUGAGCAGGCAUUCAUUGAAAUGUCCAGAGGCAUCAAGUCACGGGUUAAGACUACGCCCCAACCCAGUCGAUCGGGUGCGGGCGGCCCUGCACGUCUUAGGCCGGGACAGCCUGCUCAUGGCAAUCAAUCUGGGUGCUGCAGUGGGUGAUUGAGGAGCCGUCUCGAUAGCAGCUGGGCAUUUCUUGUUGUUGUCAUUUUCGACUGUCAACUGGGCAUUUGAGAUGCCGAAUUCUGUGGUGGUGUCGAGAUUGGUGCACGUGCUGUUGUCGAGGCUUAGAAAGCAUUGAUAGUCUUCGUAGAUAGUAGUUUUAUCAUCCCAUAUACCUUUG
Molecule: messenger RNA, 818 nt
Organism: Perkinsus marinus ATCC 50983
Lineage: Eukaryota; Perkinsozoa; Perkinsida; Perkinsidae
Product: RAS small GTpases RIC1/ypt1, putative
Exons: 8
Biological process (GO): regulation of exocytosis; protein secretion
Molecular function (GO): GTP binding; GTPase activity
Source: RefSeq, a predicted model, not a curated record